Molecule: messenger RNA, 2045 nt
Organism: Ceratitis capitata (Mediterranean fruit fly)
Lineage: Eukaryota; Metazoa; Arthropoda; Insecta; Diptera; Tephritidae
Gene: swi2
Product: protein singed wings 2
Exons: 8
Coding region: 332-1801 (489 amino acids)
Source: RefSeq, a predicted model, not a curated record
UCUAGAAUUUGCAUUCAUAUUUUAGCAUUCGCCAAGCGAGCGUCGUGUUGAAAGAAAUCGCUCAUUUUGAUAGUGUAGAUAUGUGUGUACAAAAGUUGGGUGAUUGCUAGUUUUUACUUUGCGCGUUCUGUGCGAUGAUAUUCGUAAAUCACAUAUGAUUUAUUGGCAGUGCUAUUUGUUGUUAACAUUAUUUACCGUUAAAAUUCAUAUCCGCCCGCGUAAUUUCUGUGCGGUGUAUAAAAUAGUGAAACAAAUAGCAGAUAUCCGUUUUGAUUGAAGUGUGAUCUUUAGCGAAGUAGAAUUGAAACGCUCCUGUGCACCUGUACAAGAAAUGCCUUCUGUGGCGCCAGCAGCUUUUGUGUGUUCCCCGGGCACGCGUUCACUUUCGCUUGAAUGGUGUUCGUCAUUGCUGCUGAUCAUGUUAUUGACACUAUUCAGGGGAUCCGUGCGCUUCGUAAAUGGCGAAUACAUUCCACACUCACAUCAACACAACUUCACCUGCGUGGACUGGCAGCGUGCACCCGAGGCAGCUGUGGGUAAUUGCACACGUUACGGCCGUUUUGGUGCUUUACGUUGUUAUGGUGGCGUAAAUAAUUUACUCGCAUUGCCCGAACAAAAAGUGCACCGCUUGGAGGACAUCAUUUUCUGCGGCUGGCCCGAACGAACCUUCAAUCCCGUAACAGAUCUGCAGCUGUUUCCAAAAAUACGUUCACUCAUUAUCGAAUACAGUGAGAUGAGAGAGUUCGUGUUUGAUUUUCCAGAAAUGUUUUAUCUGCAGAGCAUAAACAUUUCUUGGACGAAUUUAUCGCAAAUAAAUGCGCGUACUUUCAAACGCGUCCACGCUUUACGCAUCGUCGAUUUGCGUUGGAAUAAGUUGGUACAGUUGGAUGGUCCGCUGCUGCUGCCGCGUUACUUCGAGAAGCUCUACUUAGCUGGGAAUCCAUGGAACUGUACGCGGAAUUUCAAGUGGUUACUGAUACCCGAGAAGGGGGCUAUGGUUGUGGAUCGUGAUGAGAUCAUUUGUCAGGAUAAGAAGUAUAAGGAGCGGCAUAUGAUGACAGUGAUGAAUUAUAAAGUGAUGCUCCGCACAGAAUGUCAAACACACGAGGACCUACAGAAUUGCACCUGCACAAUGCAUCAUAUCAUACCGAAGACAUACAUACCGCUCUACACAAUCAACUGUAGUAAUCUACAAUUCCGAGCAAUGCCCAAUUAUAUACCGGCAAACACAACAACAGUUUAUCUAAAUGACAAUGAGAUUACGGACGUGCUACCACUCCGUAACAACCCCCAUUAUCGUCACGUGGUGGACAUAUAUCUGGACAACAAUCGCAUUGAGUCUAUCGAUGUACUGGAAGGUGGUUAUUGGUUUGAGCACUUUCGUUUGCUGAGUUUACGUGGAAAUCAUUUGCAAAAGGUACCUGUGUAUGCGCUUGACAACGCACUGGACGAUAAUAUCGAUGCGAAUCUCCUGCUACUCAGCGGCAAUCCCUGGCAGUGCACUUGUAUUUUCACAAUGCGUUUCCGUGAGAUUUUAAUGAAAUAUAAUGAAAUCACACGCGAUGCUACGAACAUCACUUGCACAUACAAACAUAGCAACCCUGUGCGUCGCGCCAACGUGCUAAUGCUAACACGUGAGGAUGUCUGCAAGCCGGAGGAGGAACCGAAAAUAUAUCCGCUGGAUAUGUUGAAUAUUGUGUUGGCGCUGCUGAUAGUGUUGAUUCUCAGUAAAUUGGCUUACGAUUAUUAUCACUAUAAGUAUUAUGGGCGUGUACCGUGGAUUGUUAUGAAGUUGCCAUAAAUCUCUUGUAUAUACACAUGUACAUAUAUACGUGUAAGUAGUUUGAGGGGGUCAAAAGUAUUCCUGGGAAACGAAACGGAAAUCUCUUAUUUGUGAUUAAACGCUAAGCAGUGUACUUAAUUAGGUUAGGUUAGGUUAAGUUAGAUAAGAAUGUGGUUUAACUGUACUUAAAAAUAAAAAUAAAAACUUAAAGUAAAUAUUCUCAGAAAUAUUCGAAGCAUAGCCUAAAAAAGCAUAAAAAAUA